GCACGGCUGUGCGGAACCAACGUCACAGCGCACAAACAAACCCGUAUAUAAAUAUCUAUAAAUCUAGCACUAGUCGUUCUUUAUCCUUUUCAUUUUUUAUUUAUUAUUCAUCAGAAGAAGAAGAAAAAAAGCCGCCCAGGAAAGGAAGCGCGUGUGGGCGUCGCACAAAGCAUCGCUCUUUCGCUCUCUCACACCUACAGCUUCACCUUUGUUGCUUGCUAUUAUUAUUAUUAUUAUUAUUUCUUCUGCACACCAACAUACUCCUCUCGCAAGCCACUACAGCAGCGAUCCGAUUGAGAAAGGAGCCUCGUGCGGUGGGGUGGACAGACCAUGCCAGCCAGUGAGGCACAACGCAGCGGCCCCGGCAGCACCGACACCGCCGUGGCGCGGGACGCGAUGUGCACCCGCAUUCGAAAGCUCGGGAAUGAUAUUUUGGCCAUCACGCGCGCCGCCGUGCAGCGGGUCGAGGAGCUGGAUGCGGAAUACGCACAGGAAAUUGAACGGAAGCAGCAACGACAGCAGAUGACGCGGCUGAGUCCGCGGCCGAGCGUGAACGUCAAAGCCAACCGCUCCUCCAAGUCGGUUCCGCAAGGUCUGGCGUCGCGAGCGCAGCCACGGCCGUCGCUCCCCGCACGGCCUGGACUCGGCAGAAGAAGCGUGACUGGCGUGUCGUCGGCGCCGCCGCCAGACGCCGGGUCGGCGGCCGUGAACGGAGCCGGCAGCCCCGUAAAAGGGCCAGCAGCUGUACCAGCCGGAGCGGCCGGAAAGAAGAAGCGCCGGUCCCGCGCGCCGCCCACACCCGUGUUAAAGGCGGCACCGGCAGCCAACGACCGUGCGAGCAGCGCACCAGCACCGCCGCCACCACCAGAACCGCAGCAAGACAGCGCAGGAGGUCUCAGCAAUGGCGCAGCCGCUGCGACGACACACGGUGAGGCGCCAAAGAAUGCCAGCAACGGCGGUGCUGCUCCAUUACUUAACAGUCCCCAAGUGAUGAAAGGCGCUUCCAACAGCCGCCACGUUGACGAUGACAAGUCGGACGCAAGCGAGCGCGCUGUCGGGGUCGAUGUGCUGCAGGCCGCAGAUGACAGCUACCAACGCCUGCUCGCCAACUCGCCAACGCGACUCGGCCGCAGUGAUGAGGGACUCUACCACGCCACGCUCUACGACCUGAGCAACGCCGCCUCCGUCGACAACAGCGCGUCCGCUAAUCGAAAGGGAGCUGUGAACACUGCCGCCGCCCCCGCCACCGUCGCGGCAGCGGCAGAUGGUCACGUAGCGUACGCGGAAGGUGUUUCACGAGGCAUUGGUCACUCGCCGAUCGAUCGCCCCUACGUGGAGUCCUUCGAGCUGCCUGAAAGCACGCCGUACGAGCUGGCGGCCGUCUCUCCAACCGGGGCAGACGGCGCUCCUCAUUCCGCGAGUUACUACUGCGUGGUGUACAUCCAUCAGUCCCUCCGCGCGCGCGUUGGGUCGUCGCGGGGCAGCGGGUACAGCAGCAGCCGCAGCGGGGCUUUGCGCCGUCGCCUGACGCCGCAGCUUGUCUCGCCGGCGAGCGUCUCACCGUGUGCGACCGACAAGGAGGAGGAGGAGGAGCCGAGGAUGAUCAACUCCUACGUGAGUGCCAUGUACGCCGUCGCUGACAACGACGGAGAGGCAGGCGGGCGUCAGCGCAGCGGACGGGAAGCUCAACACAGCCUGGCAAGCGAAACGAACCCGUUGGCGGCGGCGGCGGCGGCGGGUACCGCAGCAGGACGUUGCUCAGCAAAUCUGGCGCCGGUAAUUCAGAUUGAACUGCGCCUGCCGACCCACCGCUCGAUCAGCAGCGUGAACGCGUCACCCGUGUCGACGCCGUUGUCUACCGCGUUUCGCUUCCCACCAGCGGGAGAGCUCGCCAGCGAGAAGGCCGAAGCGGGGGACGGGCAGCGCGGUAGUCCGGGGCGGGCGGGGCACUCGAGGUCGCCGGCAGACGCGACGACUGCCACCACCGCCGGUGAUGCGACGGGCACCAACAACAACGAGGAGGAGGUGGUGGCGGCGCAGAUUGAGACGAUGGAGGGAUGGCGCCGAGACCGUCGCACCAGCGUGGAGCAGCGCAUUCGGAAACGGCGAACAUCGACUUUUGUAUCGCAGGGGUGGCGGGGGGAGUACUACUAUUACGCGCCGUCUGCGUCGCGGGCACCAGUUGGGCACGUACUGUCUCCCUCAACACCAGGAGCAGGAGCAGCAGCAGCAACGAGCGAGGGACUUUCAAAUUCAAGGGGUGUUUCCCCAAGCAGCAACCACACCGACCCGUUGUUCGGCGGCGCGACGCGUGCCAGGCCAGUGGCGGGUGACGUUGACGACGAUCUCCACUCCACUCCGCUGCAGCAACCACCACUACACCCCUGCAAGACCAACCGAUUCGACGAGAGCCGCUCCCCUGUUCUGUACGCUACCUCGGCGGGGGAUAUGGCGGUGACAGGGACACCCGGGUCGUACGCGACGCCGCUGCGGCCUCCGUUCCCGCUGUCCCCGCUCUCCCCCUCCGACUCACGGCGGUCCGUCACGCGGGCUGGUUCGCCGAGCGCCGUCGGUGCCGCAGGGGCGGCGGCAACCACCACCACGCCAGCCACCGCGUAUAACGUUCUCUUUCGGACCCGCUCGUCCUCCGCCUCCACCUCCACCUCCUCCAUGCCCCGCAGCCCGCGCGAGGGCACCGCACCGGGGGGAGAGCAAGACGACGUCGUUGCUGCCGUGGCGGGCGGCGGCGACGAUGCAAAAGAAGACCAAGACGCGCGGCGGAAGUACUCGAGCCCAACGCGCGCAUCGGACGCAGCGGCCGGGGAUGCGAUGACGUCACCGUCCUCCUCCUCUCGCAAGUGGUCGGCCCCACUGCAGCAGCAGCAGCAGCGGCGGCGACCGGGCAGCGGCUCUGCGGGGGCGUCCCGCCGUCGUCGUUACCCGCGGAUGGAGGUGGUGAUCGCGAGUGACUACAACGCGAUGGAGUGGGCCUUUGCCGGUGCGGCGCGGCGAAUUUCGGCGAUGUCAGAGGAGGUCGUCGAGGAGGAGGAGGAGGAGCCUGCGGUCGCGGAGAAGAGUGCGGCUUUUGCCCAUAAUGCGGCGGCGGCGACCGCGGCGCCAUCGACACCGCUGUGGACGGCGUAUCAACGACGAGAGCUGGCGGAGGAGGAGCACCGCGGCUGGGAUGCACCGACACGUCAGCCGCACAGCGCCGACAUCCAUGCGCCGAUUGUGUUGAAGCUGUCCAUGUAG
This is a messenger RNA of Leptomonas pyrrhocoris, 3252 nucleotides long. RefSeq lists its product as hypothetical. The coding region runs from base 331 to 3252 and encodes 973 amino acids. The transcript has a single exon. Lineage: Eukaryota; Euglenozoa; Kinetoplastea; Trypanosomatida; Trypanosomatidae. The record is from RefSeq and is a predicted model, not a curated record.